Molecule: messenger RNA, 1638 nt
Organism: Endocarpon pusillum Z07020
Lineage: Eukaryota; Fungi; Ascomycota; Eurotiomycetes; Verrucariales; Verrucariaceae
Product: alpha-trehalose-phosphate synthase
Exons: 4
Coding region: 1-1638 (545 amino acids)
Biological process (GO): cellular response to heat; trehalose biosynthetic process
Cellular component (GO): alpha,alpha-trehalose-phosphate synthase complex (UDP-forming); cytosol
Molecular function (GO): alpha,alpha-trehalose-phosphate synthase (UDP-forming) activity
Source: RefSeq, a predicted model, not a curated record
AUGCCGGCUGCCGAAGAGCCUGCCAAGCUCGAUGCUCGGCUUCUCCUGGUUUCCAACCGUCUGCCAAUCACGAUCAAGAGGUCGGAAGAUGGCAAAUAUGACUUCUCGAUGUCCUCUGGCGGUUUGGUCAGCGGUCUAAGCGGGUUGACCAAGACAACCACCUUCCAAUGGUAUGGCUGGCCGGGCUUGCAGGUUCCCGAUGAUGAGGUCGAAGACAUGAAGAAGAAGCUCAAGGACGACUAUGGUGCUCAUCCGGUCUUCGUCGAUGACGAUCUGGCAGAGAAGCAUUAUAAUGGCUUUUCAAACUCUAUACUAUGGCCGCUGUUCCAUUACCAUCCGGGAGAGAUUACCUUCGAUGAAGAAGCCUGGGAAGCUUACCGAGAGACUAACCGCUUGUUCGCCAAGGCUGUUGCAAAAGAAGUUCAAGAUGGUGAUCUGGUCUGGGUACAUGAUUAUCAUAUGAUGCUCCUGCCACAAAUGCUUCGAGAAGAGAUUGGAAAGUCCAAGUCGAAUGUCAAGCUCGGCUUUUUCCUUCACACACCUUUUCCAUCCAGCGAGAUAUAUCGAAUCUUACCGGUCCGGGAGGAGAUCCUGGAAGGAGUGCUUCACUGCGAUCUCAUCGGCUUUCAUACCUAUGACUAUGCCAGACAUUUCCUGAGCAGCUGCUCGCGUAUCCUUGGCCUCACGACAACGCCCAAUGGAGUGGAGUAUCAAGGCAAGAUAGUGACAGUCGGAGCUUUUCCCAUCGGCAUUGACCCCGACAAGUUUACUGAAGGGUUGAAGAAAGAAAAGGUAAAGAAGCGAAUCGCAGCUUUAGAGCAAAAGUUUCAAGGGGUCAAGCUCAUUGUUGGUGUCGACCGACUGGACUACAUCAAAGGUGUUCCACAAAAGAUGCAUGCCCUGGAAGUCUUUCUCACCGAUCAUCCUGAGUGGAUUGGCAAGGUUGUGCUUGUGCAGGUUGCUGUUCCUAGCAGACAAGAUGUUGAGGAGUAUCAAAAUCUACGCGCAGUGGUGAAUGAGCUUGUCGGAAGGAUAAAUGGCAAAUUUGGCACCAUCGAAUUCAUGCCCAUUCACUGGAUGCACCAGUCGGUCAACUUCGAAGAGCUGAUAGCCCUCUACGCGGCGUCAGAUGUGUGCUUGGUUUCUUCAACUAGAGACGGCAUGAAUCUUGUCUCAUACGAGUACAUCGCCUGUCAACGAAAGCGUCACGGCGUCCUGAUCCUCUCGGAAUUCACCGGUGCUGCCCAAAGUCUAAAUGGAAGCAUCAUAGUAAACCCAUGGAAUACAGAAGAGCUUGCUGGUGCUCUGCAAGAAGCUGUCACAAUGAGCGAUGAACAGCGCCUUAUCAAUUUCAACAAGCUGGACAAAUAUGUUUCGAAGUACACUAGUGCUUUCUGGGGCAAGUCCUUCGUUGCAGAACUGAAUCGGUUAUCCGAACACGGGGAAAGGAAAUUGAAGAUGAGGAGAGAAUCCUUGCUUGCCUCACCUAGUUCACCAAUGGCUGCAACGGGACUUGAAUCGCCUGAUCCCACUGCUGUUACUAGAGGAGGGGUGGGUGAUGGUGUGCUAGAAGAAGCGGAUGGUCUACUAGAUGGUGUGUCCAAAGGUGUCAAUAGUGGCACGGACGGCAAAGCUUGA